Molecule: messenger RNA, 1533 nt
Organism: Cucurbita pepo subsp. pepo (vegetable marrow)
Lineage: Eukaryota; Viridiplantae; Streptophyta; Magnoliopsida; Cucurbitales; Cucurbitaceae
Source: RefSeq, a predicted model, not a curated record
GAAUGCUCGGGUUGGCUUGAAUGAUUCGCCGUUGGCUUACCUUUCUCGCUCUCUCCGCGCGGUUUUCUUUGAAGUUCUCUUGAAUCUCCCGGAAGUUCUGUUAUCAUGCUUUUGGAAGAAGGAGACGAAGAUCGGAAGUUGUAUUCCUGUAAAACUCUGAACGUGAAUUCAAGUUCGCUCUGUAAUCGUUCGAAUCAGGUAGGCUAUUCUCGCUCCGGUCAUUAUAUUCCUCGUGAAUGUUCUAAAGCUCAAAUGUGCCUUCAAAAGAUUUUGUAUAUAAUUUCGUCUGUUCCUCGCCAAGAAUCGUGUGCGGAUUCGCAAAUCGGAAAAUUAGACCUCGAUAGGAACGUAAGCGGUGGAGGAGGGUUUCGUACUGAUUUUAAUCUGAGAUUUGGCGCGUUUACGGAGGAAGAAGACCAGGAAUCAGUGGCUUUUGUGGAGAAUCGCGAAGGCGGCGGUGGAAGUGGUUCGGUAGAUGCGGUGCCUGUUGUUGGUUCCGCAACAGAGAAGUGCUCGGUCGGCGACGGCGAGAACGCGAAAUGCUCUGAGACUGAGAAAUAUGAAGUCGAAGAACACGCGAUAGAAAUUCCAGAGCGUUCGCAGAUCGCCGAAUUUCACACUCAAAGAGGCGAUACUGAAAACGAAAGCGAAAAGACAGUCGAAGAAGAAGAAGGUAAAGAGAUUAAACCCACGGGGAGUUCCGUUGAUCGAAGCGACGAUAUCAAAGCCGAAACAGUGCCGUUUAGAGGAGCGAAGUGCCAGAGCGGUGGCGAUUGUCUAGGUUUGCUCAUCGAAGCGGCGAGACUGAUAUUUGGAGACAUUGGUGAGAACGAAUUCGACACUGAGUCAACUCAAGAAGAAAAUGAGUCUAACAGCGAGUUAGACAUCAAAGAUCCGAGUCAACUCGAGAAAGUAAUUUCUGAAUCGCAUUCAAGCGAGCCAAAGAGGAAGCUCGAAGGAAAUUGGAUGGUGAUGAAUUUAGUGAGAGAUAUCGACGACAGGUCUCCAUUGGUGAGGUCAAAGAGAGGAAGAAGCCAGGUCUUGCCAUGUCGUUAUAAAGACUCAGUGCUGGAGCCAUGGCGAUCCCAACCAUUGUCGAGCAAGGUCAAGGUCUCAAGAAGACAACGGCGAUCGAGGUAUCGCACGUAGAUCGAAGCUGAAACUGCAGAGGACACGAGAAGACAGAGAGAGGAUCCACCAUUAAUGGCGACUGUACAAUGCAGAGUAAGAACGCAGAACUGAUUUCAAAAGGUGGGUUUCAUUUUAAUAAUGUGUUCUUCUCGAUUCCCUCUUUUUUACUCUCUUUUUGUGGAGAAGAUGGAGAUAAUGAUGAAUGGUAGCGUGUUAAGAAUCAAAAGUUGUCUUGUUAGGCUUCACUUCAUGCGUCUCAAGUCCUAGGAAACAUAAAUCAUCUCUCUCCCAAUCGUCAAAAUGGGAAACAAAUGUCAAACCUUGUUUGUAAUCUAUUUAGAUUAAACAUUGAACAAAUCUUAACUUUAUAAUGGAUAUUUUAGCCCUAAAUUGUGUAGCAAA